UCAAGUCCGCGUGCACACUAUUUGCGGCAAACUAAAUUUCGUGUGUUUUUAUUUUAAUUAAGUCAUUCAUUUUUGGGGCCGUCUGAAAGAGUGGCCAAGAGUUUGGGAAUCCCUUGCCCGUAAAUCAGUAUUCCCAGGAGCUGUCGCCCUGUAUUUGGCGCUGUCAACGAAACAGAGUUACGUAUUGGGAUUCGGAGGAGUUACGUAGUCGUUCCGGGGAUUUGGAGAAAUGAUGUUGAAGGGCCUGCGGCAUGUGCGGAAUGUGCUGCAGCGCAGUGGCCACCAGAUGGCCACCCAGAUCCGCAGUGCCACAGGGCGGCCCCAAGGGAUUCAACGUGAGCUGUCGCUCCUCCAACUCAGCCGGCGACAGGUGAUGCAGCUGCAGGCGGAGUACAAGGCGAUUGUGGGCGUGAUAGCCCGCUCCCUGCAACUGACGCCCCAGGAGGUGCGUCUAAUGCACCUGCGCAGCCUGUCCUCCUCCGGAGGAAAACCUCCUCCUCCCACUCCCAAUCCCAAUCCUUCGGAGGAGGACAAGGCGGCAAAGCCCGCCAAGACUGAGGAAGAUUCCGCCACGGAGAACAAGCACAAGCCAGCUGGCGAGAAGAGCAGCAAGGCACCUGGAGAGGAGACCUCCAGCAGCAGCAGCAGCAGCAGUUCCACUGGCGAAUCCGGCGAGGAUCCCAACAAGAACAGCAACGAGAACGACGAGAAGAUGCGUUCCGUGCUGACCAAGGCCGUGCUCUGGCUCUUCACCAUCUACAUGUUCGUGGCCUUCUUCUCCCUGCUGAUUACACCGCGCUCCGAGCGGCCAGAGGGCUCCACGCGCUACGUGUCCUGGAACGAGUUCGUCCAUCACAUGCUGGCCGUGGGCGAGGUCAAGGAGCUGAUCAUACGACCCGACAUGGAGAUGGUCACCAUCAUCCUGCACGAGGGAGCCGUCAUCAAGGGCCGCAAGGUGACCUCCACCAUCUUCCACAUGGCGGUGGCCGAUGCCAACAAGUUCGAGGAGAAGCUGCGCGAGGUGGAGAAGCGGCUGGGCAUCCAAGAUGGGGUGCCGGUGACCUAUGACCGCCAGACGGACACCACCGGCCGCAUCCUGAUGCUGCUGCUCGUCUGCGCCCUGCUCAUGUCCAUUGCCACCCGGAUGAAGAGCAUGAAGAGUCCGCUCAGCAUGGAUUCAUUUAACCAAAUGGGCCGCGCCAAGUUCACCCUGGUGGACCCCUUCGAUGGCGGUCGUGGCGUGCUCUUCCGGGACGUGGCCGGUCUCAGCGAGGCCAAGCAGGAGGUUAAGGAGUUCGUGGACUACCUGAAGUCCCCGGAGAAGUACCAACGGCUGGGUGCCAAGGUGCCGCGAGGAGCCUUGCUUCUGGGUCCCCCGGGAUGCGGCAAGACGCUGCUGGCCAAGGCGGUGGCCACCGAGGCCCAGGUGCCCUUUCUCAGCAUGAACGGCUCCGAGUUCAUCGAGAUGAUCGGCGGCCUGGGAGCGGCCCGUGUCCGGGAUCUCUUCAAGGAGGGCAAGAAGCGGGCGCCCUGCAUCAUCUACAUCGACGAGAUAGACGCCAUCGGACGGCAGCGUUCGGGCACCGAGAGCAUGGGACAGGGCAGCUCCGGCGAGUCGGAGCAGACGCUCAACCAGCUCCUGGUCGAGAUGGAUGGCAUGGCCACCAAGGAAGGCGUGCUCAUGCUGGCCAGCACCAAUCGGGCCGAUAUUCUGGACAAGGCCCUUCUGCGACCCGGUCGCUUCGAUCGCCACAUCCUCAUCGAUCUGCCCACGCUGAUGGAGCGCAAGGAGAUCUUUGAGAAGCACUUGUCGUCGGUGAAACUGGAGUCGCCGCCUGGGACUUUUUCGCAGCGCCUGGCCCGCCUAACGCCCGGCUUCUCCGGAGCGGACAUCGCCAACGUUUGCAACGAGGCCGCCCUGCAUGCGGCUCGCAAUGUACAAAAGGAGGUCAGCAGCAAGAACCUGGAGUACGCCGUGGAGCGGCUAGUGGGCGGAACCGAGAAGCGUUCGCAUGCCUUGUCGCUGGCGGAGCGCAAGGUGAUCGCCUACCACGAAUCCGGACACGCACUGGUGGGCUGGAUGCUGCCCAACUCGGACAUCCUGCUGAAGGUCACGAUUGUGCCGCGCACCAGCCUGGCCCUGGGAUUUGCCCAAUACACGCCGAGCGAACAGCACCUGUACAGCAAGGAGGAGCUGUUCGACAAGAUGUGCAUGGCGCUGGGUGGUCGGGCGGCCGAGAAUCUGGUCUUCAAUCGGAUAACGACGGGUGCCCAGAACGAUCUGGAGAAGGUCACGAAGAUCGCCUACUCGCAGAUCAAGAAGUUCGGCAUGAGCACGAGCCUGGGACCCAUUUACGUCCGGGACGCGGAUGAGACGGAGGGCGGCGGUGCGAUGGGCAGCGGCGGCAAGAAGCCCUUCUCGCGGGCCAUGGAGAGCCUGAUCGACAACGAGGCGCGCCAUGUGGUGGCCACCGCGUACCAGACCACCGAAGGCAUACUCACCACGCAUCGCGAUAAGUUGGACAAGCUGGCUGAAGCCCUGCUGGAGAAGGAGACGCUGGACUACGACCAGGUGGUGGAGCUGAUUGGACCGCCGCCACACGAUCUGGGCAAGCGGCAAGUGGACGGCGUGGAGUUCGAGCAGUCACUGAAGAACCUGGGCAGCAACACGGACACCACCAAAGUGUGAAACUGUAGCACUGAGUUAAAACCAGGUUCAGGUUGACGUUCAGAAUUAUAGUCAUAGUCAUACGCCACGUGUCCCAAGUCGCUCACCUUUCCGCCCGCCCCUGGUUCAUGUUCGUUGAAUGUAAAUAAAGUUGUUUACCUUUUCUAAAAUGA
Molecule: messenger RNA, 2841 nt
Organism: Drosophila elegans
Lineage: Eukaryota; Metazoa; Arthropoda; Insecta; Diptera; Drosophilidae
Gene: Spg7
Product: paraplegin
Exons: 7
Coding region: 230-2689 (819 amino acids)
Biological process (GO): protein-containing complex assembly; mitochondrial protein processing
Cellular component (GO): m-AAA complex; membrane
Molecular function (GO): ATP-dependent peptidase activity; zinc ion binding; metalloendopeptidase activity
Source: RefSeq, a predicted model, not a curated record